Molecule: messenger RNA, 1458 nt
Organism: Brassica oleracea var. oleracea
Lineage: Eukaryota; Viridiplantae; Streptophyta; Magnoliopsida; Brassicales; Brassicaceae
Exons: 9
Coding region: 1-1458 (485 amino acids)
Biological process (GO): DNA repair; DNA replication; DNA recombination
Cellular component (GO): nucleus
Molecular function (GO): DNA binding
Source: RefSeq, a predicted model, not a curated record
AUGGCUAAGAAAACCACAAUCCUCACCGGCGAAGCUUCUUCUCCUCUUCUCUUCCGACACGUUUCACCAGGACCAGGAGAUUCCGCCAUGCAGUUUAGGCUGAUUCAUUUAUGGGAAGCUCGCAAGAACGUCAAAGGAGGACCUGGCAUCAUUCUUGGGAUCGAGAUGCUUAUGAUCGAUGCGGAGGGGUUCAUCGGUCAGAGCCGUCGCAACCAAUAUGAGAAAGAGCUCAAACGUGGGAGCAUCUACACACUGACAAACUACUAUGCAUCCAACAGCAAGGUGAUGUACCAUGUUGCUGAUCAGAGGCUGGUAAUUUGCAUCUCACACGCCUCUGAGCUGACGAAGGUGGAAGAAGACAUUGAAGGCAUUUUGACAGAGAACUUCAGAAUCCAUUCCUUUGCAGAUUUUGAAGCCAACUGCGAUCUCAGAGGGGAUCUUCACGAUGUUUUUGGCCACCUUAAGCUGGUUGACGGGCAGCCUCUCCAUCAGCGUUCGGUUUUGUGCACCAAGGACGACUCUGCUUCUCGGAAAGUGAUGGUUCAUUUGCAGCUUAAAGAUGGUCCAGUGAUUAACGUCUACCUAUGGGACGAGGCUGCAGAGAAUUUCCGCGUGAAGUUUGACGCAUGUGCAGCCACUCCAACGGUUCUCUUGAUAACCCUAUCACUAACUGCUUAUGUAUUGACAAGGAAAUUGUGCCUAAGUUCAAUGUCGCCAUCAAGAGUGUUUUUGGACGAAGAGGUCGACCCUACCAAGGAAUACUUGACCUGGUUGACCAUGAACCCUGGUGCAACUUCUUCGAUCAACUCUGUUGAGGUGGUUAAAGCUGAGACGCUCACAAUAAGUGAGAUUGCUGCCUUCAUCAAACGUGAGCCUGCAAAGGUUGCCUACUUUGACUGCAUUGCCACAAUUGAUGAUGUCAAGCUUGGUACUGACUGGUAUUACAUUGCCUGCAAGGAUUGUCAGAAAAAGUUAAACCGUGGGCCUACAACACUGCUUUGUCCAACAUGCGGGAAUGAAAAUGCUACUGCAGUAGCCAACUACCGGGUGGAGAUGUUUGUCUAUGAUAAUGAGGAGCAGUGCACUUUCAUCAUCCUCGGAGAUGCUGGGAAAGAGCUCACCGGCAGAAAAGCAACAGAGUUGAUCGACACUUAUGUUGAGGAAAAUGGUGGAGAUGGGGCUGAGCUUGAGGUUCCACUACCACAGUGUUUUAUCGACACAAUCGGACAGACUAAGAAAUUCAGGAUCAAGGUGGCCCCCUACAAUUUCACCUCUUCCCGACAAUCCUUCACAGCUACCAAAAUUGUGUCAUCGGCAGUUUUGCCACCAAAGAAGCCUCCACUCGAAGCGCCACCAGGAACUGAAGUGGAAAACUCAGAGUUAGCUGAGAGCAGUGGUGGUGGUACUUCAGCCACUGACGACCAGAAGAAAGCAAAGCGUAUCAAGCGUAGUGGCUAG